CUGAAGUAUGGACAUGUGUUCUCUUCCGUCUUACUGACUCUUUCUACAUACAUCGAAAUGGCAGAAGCCAGCGUUCCUUUGUCUCAUGAUCAGUUCAGUUGUUCAAUCUGUCUGGAUCUUCUGAAGGAACCAGUGACCAUUCCCUGUGGACACAGUUACUGUAUGAGCUGUAUUAUGGAUUACUGGGAUCAGAAGAGAGUCUACAGCUGCCCUCAGUGCAGACAGACCUUCACUCCAAGACCUGUUUUAGGUAAAAACACAAUGCUGGCUGAUGUGGUGGAGAAACUCAAGAACACUAAACUACAAGUUGCUCGUCCUGAUCUCUGUUAUGCUGGACCUGAAAAUGUGGAGUGUGAUGUCUGUACUGAGAGAAAACACAAAGCUGUCAAAUCAUGUCUGAUGUGCCUAAGCUCUUACUGUCAAACUCAUUUUGAGCCUCUUUACUGUCAAACUCAUUUUGAGCGUCAUGAAGAACUUCAUUCAGGAAAGCGUCACAAAGUGACUGAUGCCACUGGACGACUUCAGGAGAUGAUCUGCCCUCAACAUGAUAAACUUUUAGAGACUUACUGCCGUAGUGAUCAGUGCUGUAUAUGUUAUCUGUGUAUGGUGGAUGAACACAACAAACAUGAUACUGUAUCAACUGCAGCAGAAAGAACCGAGAAACAGAAACAACUGAAGGAAAUACAGAGAGAAUACCAGCAGAGGAUUCAGGAGAGACAAAAGGAGUUUCAGGAGUUGAGAGAGGCUGUAGAGAUUCAUAAGCGCUCUGCUCAGGCAGCAGUGGAGGACAGUGAGAGGAUCUUUACUGAACUGAUCCGCUCCAUUGAGAGAAGUCGCUCUGAGAUGAUAAAGCUGAUCAGAGAUCAGGAAAAGACUGCAGUGAGUCAAGCUAAAGAACUCUUGAAGCGUCUGGAGCAGGAGAUUGAUGAUCUGAGUAGGAGAGACACUGAGCUUGAGCAGCUUUCACACACAGAUGAUCACAUCCAUUUCCUCCAGAGUUUCCAGUCUCUCUGUGUUCCUCCUGGAUCUCCAGACUCACUCAACAUCACUGUCAGUUCUCUCCUCUCACUUGACGAUGUUCAAAAAAUUAGAGAGAAACUGGAGUGUUUGUGCAGAGAACGUAUCCAAAGGACGUUUGAUAGAGAGAAUCAUAACUAUGACAUCAAAUAG
Messenger RNA from Triplophysa dalaica, 1170 nucleotides. Its product is annotated as E3 ubiquitin-protein ligase TRIM47-like. NCBI's taxonomy places the organism in Eukaryota, Metazoa, Chordata, Actinopteri, Cypriniformes, Nemacheilidae. Gene Ontology annotation, molecular function: zinc ion binding. Bases 58 to 1170 code for a protein of 370 amino acids. The record is from RefSeq and is a predicted model, not a curated record. The transcript has 6 exons.